Messenger RNA from Aureobasidium musti, 1221 nucleotides. NCBI's taxonomy places the organism in Eukaryota, Fungi, Ascomycota, Dothideomycetes, Dothideales, Saccotheciaceae. The record is from the annotation of a GenBank genome assembly.
ACUAUACGACAAUCGACCACCAUGUUCGCUGCACGCGCUGAUCAAGAGAAUUUGGCUUAUGCCCAUCAAGCUGCUGCCGCUGCCAAACCAUUGAACCAACAGGCAAAAACUCCCGCCAACAAGGCUCCCAAGACGCCCUUCCGCCGUAACCAAAAUGACGAAAACGACGCUUUCCAGUCUGGUUUCAAGACUACCAAGACAACAAAGAAGGCUAACCUGGAUCCUAAUGCCUUCAUCACUCCUGCAGGCCCACGCAAUCGCGCUCCCCUUGGCAUGAAGACGACCAAUGCUAAGGCAAAGACUCCGGCUCCAUUAACCAUCAAAGCAUCUGCUCAGAAGACUCUCAGUCCUCGGUUGCGCAGGCAGAAGGUCAAAAUCCACCAAGCCGAGCCUGUCCAGCAAGACCAAGACGAUGGUGUCCCAGACAUUGAGUAUAUGCCCCCAGAUCCAUUCGUGACCCUACCUGACCAUCCAGACACAAUUCACGAACGUGACUACUCGGUCCUUUCUCCCGAGUAUGCUACGAAAGGCUUUUGGGGCGCCUUUGAGAACGCCCCUGAUGAGCACGGCGUUCGUCCAUCCGAACGCAAGAAUCGCGAAUUGAUCGCUCGCACCGAUAAGAUCCAGCAAGACAUCAUCCGCCGCGCCCUUGAAGCCGAUGACUUCCUAAGUCUCGACCUCACAAAAGUUCGCAAGGCUUUUGAGGAGAAGGAGCAGCAAGCCAGAGCUCCGUCUAGCCUGUCAGCCCGACGUGCUGCCAGUGCUUUAUCAAGAUCAUCAUCAACCACCACACUUGGUCCUCGCUUCGCUGCACCUACAGCAACCGCUACUGCUCGCUCCCGCACGACCACCGAUGUUCGCUCUCUGCCUCGCAAGCCUGCUUCAUCUCUGACUGCUCCUACUGCAUCAUCAGCUCGCCAUGCCAAUGCUACCGCUGCUUCGCGCAAUACACUCGGCUAUGCUAGAGGCCGUGCCGUUUCUGCUGCCUCGAGACGCCCUCUUUCUACUAUCCACGACAAGCCUGUCACCCCUGCCGAGAAGAAGACCAGAACUGUACUGGAGAAUUUGAUUGCCGACGAUGCCGAGGUUGAAGAAUUGAUUCGCGAACGCAAUGCCCUUAUGGAAGCCAACGAACCUCCUGUCGAGCCUAUGAACAAGCUCUCAAUUCUUUACGAUGAAGAUGACGAGUACAAAGACUUCCAGCUUACCAUACCAGAGUGA